Phanerochaete carnosa HHB-10118-sp is the source of this 3882-nucleotide messenger RNA. RefSeq lists its product as uncharacterized. NCBI's taxonomy places the organism in Eukaryota, Fungi, Basidiomycota, Agaricomycetes, Polyporales, Phanerochaetaceae. Bases 1 to 3237 code for a protein of 1078 amino acids. The transcript has 3 exons. The record is from RefSeq and is a predicted model, not a curated record.
AUGGCCGAUUCUGUGCACGAGAUCGACAAAGACAAGAUUGAAAACUACAAAGACGACAUUGACACCCUCCUAGUAUUCGCUGGUCUGUACUCGGCCGUCCUUUCGGCAUUCGUCGUCGAGUCGUACACAGACCUUCAGCCAGACCCGAACACCCAAAUAACUUUCCUACUCGAGCGCAUCGCUAAUCAAACCCAGAGCUACACUAUCACGUCCGGGACCCUUAACUCCACCGCCGAACCACCACCUGUCUUUCCCCGGUUCUCCGCUCCACUAUGGGCUGUCCGCGUGAACGGCCUGUGGUUCGCGAGUCUCAUCGUCAGCCUCGCCACUGCAUCGUUCAGCAUGCUGGUCAAGCAGUGGUUGCGCGAGUAUCUCGCGGUCGAGUACACUGCUCCGCAGGAGCGUCUUCGUGCACGGCAGUACCGCAAGCCGGGAGUCGAGAAGUGGAAGGUUCUCGAGAUUGCGGCCAUGUUGCCGAUGCUUCUCCAGCUGUCUCUCGGUCUGUUCUUCAUCGGUCUCUGCAUUUUCACUACGAAUAUCGACGAGCGCAUGGGUCUGACCAGCGUCCCACUCAUCUGCGGCUGGGCGUUUUUGUUCAUUGCAACCACGCUCGCACCGCUUGUCUCGCCACGAUGCCCGUACAAGAUGCCAUUGUUCAAGUCUGUCAUGCGGGCCACAAGGAUGCGGAUCACGAUGAAGAUGCGCCGGUCAUUGGCUUCGAUCCUUGCAAGGGUGGUCACCGCGAUUCGACCCUCACUCCAGGAGCCGGAAGUCUUUGAGUAUAGCGGCCAGGAGGUGAAACAGAAGCAGACAGACAUUGGGGAAGACGAAGAAGAGGAUCAAGUUGUAACCCGUGACCAGGACGACAAAGAUAUCUUGCUAUCCAUGGACGCUAUCAUGGCAGACGAUAAUCUGCUUCCGGCAGUUUGGGACAUAUUCAAGCAACGCUCAUACAGUCCUGCGCAGUCGCUCCCUUUCGUAGCUGAACUCCUCUUGAACCGUGUGGGAGCCGAGGCGAAUUAUCUCCGUUCGAUCAGGCCACGCUGCGUUCCGGACCUCACACCGCUGUCCCGACGAGCGUGGAUCGCCUUCACAGAGAUGCUUGCCGAUUUAGCAGGCCGGCGGGGGUCUAAUGGACCUUUAAAUCCGACCAGCCCUGACUGGCUGUACAAAGCAGUACUACUCCUUCUCUCCACCUCCCGCUACCCGCACCAUAGCUCUGCAUUGGCAUGCCUUCGUAACCUCCUCGGCGAUGCAUCCGGAUCAUUUGCAGGAGUGAAAAUGUUCGCUCAAUGGAUAACACCGCGCUACCGCGAGCAAGAAUUCGACCUUCGCCCAUUAUUCGAUCGGCUGCAUCUAGCUUCCGAACAGGAUGCCACCCAAGACAACAAGGAGAUCUUACUGUCCAUAGCUUUAAUCUUGGCGAAUAACAACCUCCUUCCGACAGUGCUGAGAAUGUUAAGGCAGGCCACGCACGUCCCCACCCGAUCUCUCUCUGUUAUCACUCAUCUUAUCGUUGGUCAUCUUGGUACCGACGCUGAGCACCUCCUUCCUACCAGGCUGCGCGCUGUCCCGGAUCUCACAUCGAUGCCCAGCCAGGCAUGGGACACGCUGAUGGAGAUGCUCGCGAACUUGGCAGACCGCCGCGAAGACGAUGGCCCCUUGCUCGUCUCGAGUCCCGACUGGCUGCACAAGACAGCAUUGCUCCUUCUCUCCACCUCUCCGCAUCCACUUCCCAAGUCUGCGGUGGCCUGUCUUCGUGGCCUUCUUGCUGAUGAAGAGGGAUUCACUGCGGCGCACUCGAUCGCAACAUGGAUAAUCCCAGGCGUCGAUGAGAAACCGUUCGUCUUCAGCCCGCUCUUCGAUCGUCUACAUCCUGUCUACGAAGCCAGCGGUCAAGACAGUGGCUGUCUAUACGCGAUACUUUUCAUGUAUGCGGAACUUCUUCGCCCAUACCGCUCAGGCUCCUUCGGGGAGCAGCCGCAAUCGCUGUAUACGGUAUUGUCUCAGGAACCGGAACUUUUCGAAAAACAGUCGGCACGCCCAAUAUUAGACGACAUCUGGAAUCUUAUCCACCUGGUGUCACCAUUUGAUAGCAAUGAUGACAGCCCACAUACCCUCGAAGGCCAAGAUGAAUCUUCGCAUAUUCUCUGGGAAUUCUCGGACCGCAUGGGCAGGAGAGGCGAUGCGACUGCAAGCCUUGCCGCCUUCUGGGGAAGGCUCGAGUCCGCUUACUUCGCAUUAUCUCAAACAUUUCCGUCGCUACAUCACUUUACACAUGCACCGCGUGCAUACAUGCUGCAAUUGUGCAUGGAUGCUUUUUCCGGUAGCCAAGAGCAAGAAAAGAUGUUGGAUAAUUCCACAAGUACUGCGCAGCUUUAUGCGGGCGAUGCGUUCGAUGACACAGAAAGGUUCUACACAACGAGUAUGGUUCGCUUCUGUUACCUUCACCUCCGGCUAUAUGCGGAAUGCAUUGAGAAUGGUCCGCCGACUGCGAUAGCAUUGCCCCUUUCAGAUCAAGCUACGACAGCGACGGUUCCAAAGCCAGCUACAUGGACGAGCCUCUGGAAUGCAAUAAAUGCCGCCCUACGCAAGUACUUCGUAGAAACAAAGUGGGAUAUUGGAUACGAGGAAUUCUACUAUCAUCUCCGUACACUUCGCACCCCGAGUGAGUUGCUUGCCGAGGAUCGACGGCUCGCCGGAGAGUGCCUCGACGUCAUGCAAUCGGUCGAGCGCAGCAGCGAUACUUCAAGCCCCGACGCAUCCGCGCGCGAGCCAGCCUUCCCAGAUGAGCUCAUCACCGCACUCGGCUUCCUCAUUCUUCCACAGGACGUCUCGAAGUAUCCGAGGCUCGUGAAGCUCCAGGAGCAUGAGCGUCCUGGAUCGCCACGACCAGUAACCGGACCCACCUCUGGUUCUGCGAAUACGCCAUCGACAAGGGAUGCCAUCGAGUCCUCGCCGUCUUCGCGACCGGCGAUCCAGUCACCCCAGGUCGUACCAUUGCGGGAGAAACCAUCUUCGAUGAAGUCGAAUGGGAGGUCUCGUCACAUUGACCGAGACGCGAAGGAGUCACAGGUGGGCGUGGGCGGCACACGACGGCGCGCAAGCACGGUGGAAGGGCCGACGAACGAAGGGCCGCACGCCGGUCGUCGUGAUACUGCCACAAGGAGAAAAGUGCGCUUUGUUGUGCCUGAUGAAGGUACGAGCGAAGAAGACGAUACGGGCGAGAGAGACUAGGGUGCGGGCGAAAAUGAUGGUGCAAACGAAGAGGACGACGUGAGCACAGAGGAGGAUGUGAAUGACGAUGCAGACGGAAGGCAGUGCGCAGGUUGACGAAGGAGAUUUCGAUGUGGAAGAUAGCCCCGGUCAGCUCAUGGAGCCGAGAAGGCCCGCGCAGCACGAAACGAACUGCUUGAUCUACCAGACCGUUCAACAUGGAACUCGAAGCCAGGCAAAGCAGCAUACCUGCUCGCUCCUUGCAUGCAUCAUUCAGCUUCAAGGGCGGUUGCUGUUCCGUUGGAGGGCGGGGAUGUUUCGCGCGUUUCGCGAGCGGUGAAACUGAUUCGUGUCGAAACGGAGUUCACAUGCAGAGCAAACCGCGUAGAGCUUGCACAUUGGUACAGUUAUAACAUAUUCCAAACAUAGCCGAAUGUUAGGUGUGUGAAUACUGCUACUUCAUCAGUGGUUUCAAAGAGUACACACUGCAAGUUCCCAGCCUAACUUCCAACCAGUUCUCCGUAAACUACUCUGUACUACACUCUUCUCAUGGAAUGCCAGGACGUCGGGCAUCCUGAAACAAAUUCGGUAGCAUGUGGAUAUCCACAGGCGUAGUUCGAUGGUUGGGACAUGCUACAGCGUGCAUCUAUGAUGGCCAGAACUUGU